This is a messenger RNA of Effrenium voratum, 1807 nucleotides long. The record is from the annotation of a GenBank genome assembly. Lineage: Eukaryota; Dinophyceae; Suessiales; Symbiodiniaceae.
CUCAAGCCGGCAACCAUGGCGCUCCAGGCGCCAGGCUGCGCCAUGGCCUCGCGCUUGUCGCCCUGGUCGUCACCCGCGUCGGCGCCCUCGGCGCCCUCGGCGCCCUCGGCGCCCUCGGCGCCCUCGGCGCCCUCGGCACGCCGGGUGCCCAAGGCCUUCGCGGCCUCCGCGCCCGUGCUGUGCGCACUGGUGUUGGCCGCGCCACUGGUGCGGCGGCGGCGUGUGCAGCUGCGGGCCAAGGACCCGAGCCAGCUGGGGCACAAAAUCAAGCAAUGGGGGAAGCCUGGCGAUGUCAUGGAGAUAGGCUUGAUGAAGCCGAAGGCGAAGAAAACCAAGGAUGAGGCAGCAGAUUUAAGCGUGGGUGAGAUCCGGCACUUGCAGAUCAGGCACACUCAGAUCUCCGCUUUGAACAAUUUCCUGCGGCAAAGACACAGGCAAAGCGGCAAGAAGUCCAUCACUCCCCAGAUCCUCUACACGGAGCGGCCCGACAACCCCUGGCGGGACCGAUAUUUGUUGUGCCAGGACUGCGAGCGGCGGGUGGACUACAAACACGGCCAGCCCGCGGAGGAGUGCAACAACUCCACGCUUUUGGAGUUGGACAUGACGGCACCCUUCUCGCGGGACAAUGUGAUGGUGACCAGCUGCCAGCUGGUGCAGAUGAUCCGCGAGGACUGGUGGGCGAUGAAAGACGAGCACGGGAAGCUGCAGAAGGCUGCGGAGAAGCGCGCCCCCGCGUUUCCUGUGCAGGUGUGCUGCGUCUGCCGCAAGACUACGCUGGACGAGGAACGCCGCUUCAAGAUGUGCCAGGUGUGCGAGGGGGUCUUCUACUGCAGCGAAGCUUGCUAUGCGGAGCACAACCUCAAGCACCAAGCUUCCUGCGUGAGGCCGCACCUGCCCUUUCGCGGCCAGUGGGGCAUCCGCAAGGAGCUGAGGGCCAUGCGCCAGGAGAUUUAUCCCAUGAUCAACACCUGGGCCAUCCGUGCUCCGGAGAAGCACCGCGUGGCCUGGCUACCUCCGCCGGAGCACCAGCAGCGGCUGUUGGAUGCCCAUCGCCCCAAGAAGCGCGUGAGCCUCCCAGGGGGCCAGCGGUGGAAGAAGCUGCUGCCGGCGGAGGGUCUGGCCCGGACCAGCGUGGAGGGUGGGAAGAUCGUGGUGCGGAAGGCUGCCUUGGCCUUUGGCAGGCAGCGCAGUGCAAAGAAGCAGGAGGAGCCGGACCAAGCUUUUCUAGACAUGAUUGGCAUGACCAAGGAGGAGUACAUGAAGAAAGACCUCGCGCUGCGUGCUCAAGUGGACAACGAGGAGGAGGAAUUGGGGAUCACCAUCCAGGUGGAAGAGCCCAAGGAGGACAAGGAAGACUUGACCCUUCCUUUGCAGCUCUUUGGGGGCAAGAAGGUGCGCCCAAGGACCACACUGCGGGGCAAUCAGAUCCCCACUCCGGUGCGGGAGGUCCCACAGGUGGUUCUCGACGAAGGCGCGCUGGCGAGGGUGGAGGAAGCCGUGGCGAGUGGCGAGAUCGUGGACAUCGACGAGCGGCAGUUCGCCCCCACGCGGCCCAUCUGGGAGAUCCCCAGGGAGGGCCAGGCCGAGAAGUUCUGGACGCCCCUGCCGCAGGAGAAGAAGAAAGAAGGUGUCCAGUACCCCGAGUCGCCGGUGCGGGAACUGGCAAAGAAGUACAAGGUGAAGUUCUCCGAGGAGGCCUUGCAGCGCUUGGAGGAGGCAGCGGAGAAGGCGGAGCACAACCGCCACAGGAUUAGCUGGCAAAAGCCAAUGCUGCAAGAUGAUGCGGAGGAGAAGCUUUGGUGAGACA